AUGGAGGGAGAGGAGGAGGAUCGGAUUCUUCUUAGAAGAUUGGGCGUCGACUCUGCCAACCCCGAAGACAUUGAGCGCGACAUCCUUGGCAAGGUGACUAUCCCAUAGUCUCUUCGCCUUCAUCCUUUUCAUUUAUAUAGAACUUUCUCGCGACGAAACCGUGGUCAUUGGAUUUCUUAUUAGUUACUUCAUUAACGCCACUGUACCGUCUUACUUGGGUAAAAACCAGUAAUACGAGUCCACGGGGGAACUAAUAACUUUGAUGUACGAAUAGAGAAGUAGAGACCAGAAACUGAUGGCACGCUCAAGUUGUCUCUGCAAGUCUUGAAUGUCAAUUCUGUUUAUGACAUUGAUAAAUUGGUGUUCAAUCUUGUAAAGUUGUUAAUUAUCAGAUCUAAAAUGUCAGUUAAUCUGUAUCGCCCUAUAGAUUAUAAUCCUGCUGGUUAUUUGACUGGUAGCAUUUAAACUCCGGCCAUUCUAUGUCUCCAGGUAGAAAAUGACGUUGGGCAUGGAAAGGAGGAUGAAAAUACUCCCGAAGAGCAGGUUCACGGCGAUGAGGACGAUGCAGACCCAUCAUCCAGUUCUCACAUAAAACUUUAUAAUAAGCUGCGAGCUGUAGAAAUUGAAAUAAAUGCUGUUGCUUCAAGGAUUGAAUGGUCCAAAGAUGAAACCAGUGAUGAGGGCGAUCUUCUGUACCACAACAAUACCAGGGAUUCUGAUGAUAAUAAUGAUGCAAGUGGUUGCCUUGAUGCUCCCACCGAUGGUCUGACUCUUCAACAGGCUCUAACUGCCGAUCGCCUAAGAAGCCUUCAAAAAACUAAGGCUCAACUCGAGAAAGAAAUUGACAGUUUGGACAAGGAUAUUCCUAUCAAAAGAGUUGGUCAGGGUAGGCUACUUGAUAAGUUAGUUCAAGAAGAGCCUAAGCAGAAGAAGCGUGGGCGAAAAGAGGUCCAACCAUCUGUUACCAGUUCAAAGAAGCAGCCCAAGUCCAUUUCAUAUGACGCAGAUGCUGAUUUUGAGGUUGUGCUUGAUGCAGCUUCUGGAGGGUUUGUUGAAACUGUGAGUGUCUAUUUUUCCUACUCCCCGGCAUUUUUUCGGGGUAGCAACCUAGAAACUUGGUUUGACUCUUUUUUACUUAAUUAUUUUUGUUAUUACUUGACGAUCUAUAAGUUUUUUUCGUUCCUUGUGUUUUACUUUGACAUGUGACUGUCAACUUUCUUAGGAAAGGGAAGAAUUGAUACGCAAAGGCAUCUUGACUCCAUUUCAUAGGCUUAAGGGCUUUGAGCGGCGUAUUCAAGAACCUGGGCAAUCAAGCAAUCAGCAUGUUCCUGUGGAGGAAACAAUCGAGAAUCUUACCUCAUCCAGCAUUGAAAGAGUUGCCCAGUCUAUGUCAGAGAUUGCUCGGGCUCGUCCCACAAGCAAACUUCUCGAUGCAAAAGAUUUGCCAAAGCUGGAUGGCCCAACCCGGCCUUUUCAAAGACUAAGAACACCACUUGGCCGCACAGAUCCUCAGCACGCUGACAAGACGAAGAGAAAACGAAAGACAAGAAAGCUAAAGAGACCCCUACCCGAGAAGAAGUGGAGAAAAUUGUCCGAGGACAGACAGGCAGAAGUAGGUAAAUUCGUCUUAACCCAUUACAAUACAAGGAAUUAUAGAAGGAACAUGUCACAGCAUUAUCAUGGUUCGAGAGUACAUAUAUAUAUAGAUGUGCAUAUAUAGUAGGUAAAUUCGUCUUAACCCAUUACAAUACAAGGAAUUAUAGAAGAAACAUGUCACAGCAUUAUCAUGGUACGAGAGUACAUAUAUAUAUAGAUGUGUAUAUAUACAUGCAUUUAAAGUAUCAUCCUUUCCCACAAUGCGAAACCCCGGCUAUAUCUGCUAAAUGAAAUGCAUGUGACUAUCAAUAUAUUAUUCUUGUACAAGAAAAAUAUUGGAACAAACUUUUACCAUUUUUCCAUAAAUCCCACGUCUCUAACAUAUUCUCCUUGACUUAUAAUGUUUGCCACCAGACGGUGGUGCCAGUGAUGACCUUGUUUCCUCGGAACAUGAUGAGGAAAAUCGAGGAGCAGUCGAGGAUGCGACCGACAAUGAGGAGCCCUGUGUUGUGCUCGAAGGGGGUCUAAAGAUACCCGACCUGAUCUUCUCCAAGCUCUUCGACUACCAGAAGGUCGGAGUGCAAUGGAUGUGGGAAUUACACUGCCAGAAAGCCGGUGGAAUCAUCGGCGACGAGAUGGGCCUGGGGAAGACCGUCCAGGUCAUAUCCUUCCUCGGCGCCCUUCACUUCAGCGGACUGUACAAGCCCAGCAUCGUCGUCUGCCCCGUCACCCUCCUGCGGCAGUGGCAGAGGGAGACGCAGAAAUGGUACCCCAAGUUUCAGGUCCACAUUCUUCACGACUCCGCUCAUGGCUCCGGGAAGCAGGUCAAGCACCACCCUGAAGAUCACUCCGGAAGCGAAGCUUCGAUGUACAGCAGCGAUGACGACCAAGAGGAGGAGCAGCAGCAGCAGCCAACGGUGGCGAGGUCGACGACAAGACGGAGAUGGAACGACCUGAUCAGAGCCGUCACAGGGUCGGACUCUGGGUUGCUCCUCACCACCUACGAGCAGCUGCGGAUUCUCGGGGAGAAGCUGCUGGACAUCGAGUGGGGUUACGCGGUGCUCGACGAGGGCCACCGGAUCAGAAACCCCAACGCGGAGGUCACCCUGGUCUGCAAGCAGCUCCAGACCGUGCACCGGAUAAUCAUGACAGGGGCCCCCAUCCAGAACAAGCUGGCGGAGCUCUGGUCCCUCUUCGACUUCGUCUUCCCGGGGAAGCUCGGUGUGCUGCCCGUCUUCGAGGCGGAGUUCGCCCUCCCCAUCACCAUCGGCGGCUACGCCAACGCCACGCCAUUGCAGGUCUCCACGGCGUACAGGUGCGCGGUGGUGCUGCGGGAUCUGAUCUUGCCCUACCUCCUCCGGCGGGUGAAGGCCGACGUGAACGCGCAGCUCCCCAAGAAGACCGAGCACGUCCUCUUCUGCAGCCUCACCCCGGACCAGCGGGCAAUCUACAGGGCGUUCCUGGCCAGCGCGGAGGUGGAGCAGAUCUUCGACGGGAGCAGGAACUCCCUCUACGGCAUCGACGUGAUGAGGAAGAUCUGCAACCACCCGGAUCUGCUGGAGAGGGAGCACUCGGCGCAGCACCCGGACUACGGCAACCCGGAGCGGAGCGGGAAGAUGAAGGUGAUCGAGCAGGUUCUGAGGGCCUGGAAGGAGCAGGGCCACCGGGUGCUCCUGUUCACGCAGACCCAGCAGAUGCUGGACAUCCUGGAGAGCUUCCUCAGCUCGAGCGGGUACGUCUACCGGAGGAUGGACGGCCUCACGCCGGUGAAGCAGCGGAUGGCGCUGAUAGACGAGUUCAAUCAUUCGACCGAGGUGUUCGUCUUCGUUCUGACCACUAGAGUCGGCGGCCUGGGGACGAACUUGACCGGCGCCGACCGCGUCAUCAUCUACGACCCCGACUGGAAUCCCUCCACGGACAUGCAGGUAUGAUCAGAGAUUUCAUUCAUUCCAUCAUCAUCAUCAUUAUCUGGGUUGUAUUAAAUGCGAUUCUUUUGAAUGAAGAAGGGAAGAAUUGAGAGUUUUUAGCUUGUGGGUGUGGGCAGGCGAGGGAGCGGGCGUGGAGGAUCGGACAGACGAGGGAUGUGACGGUGUACAGGCUGAUCACGAGGGGGACGAUCGAGGAGAAGGUCUACCACCGGCAGAUCUACAAGCACUUCCUCACCAACAAGAUCCUGAAGAACCCACAGCAGAGGAGGUUCUUCAAGUCCAGAGAUCUGAGGGACCUCUUCAACCUGCAAGACGACGUCGAGGGCGGCGGCGCCACCGAGACCUCCGCCAUCUUCAAGGAGCUCUCCUCCGGGGAUGUGGGUCCCAGGGCCGCGGCGGCGGCGGAGGAGGAGGAGAAUGGGCAGGGCGGCGGCAGCGGCGGGGAGGUGGAUGAGGAGACGAACGUGCUCAAGUCGCUUUUCGACGCCCAGGGGAUCCAUGUAAGUCCUCUUCAUCCUCAUCUUCUUGCUCCCUCUCUGCUUCCUUUAUUUUUGGUGUGUAGCUUCUGUAAUGGCUGCCGCCGCCGCUCGACUGACCUUUCAUUGUGGCUUCUUUCUCUCUCUGUCUCUCUCUCUCUCUCUCUCUAUCUGGCAGAGCGCGAUGGACCACGACGCGAUCAUGAACGCGAACGAGGGCGAGAAGAGGAGGUUCGAGCAGCAGGCGUCGCUGGUGGCGCAGAGGGCGGCGGAGGCCCUGCGGAGGUCCCGGAUGCUCCGAAGCCGGGACGGCGUGGCCGUCCCGACCUGGACGGGGAGGUCCGGCGCCGCCGGGGCGCCGCCCUCCGUCCGCCGGAAGUUCGGCGGCGCCACCAACCCCAGGCUGCGACCCUCGGCGGCGGCGGCGCCGCUGCCGUCGGGGACGCAGCCGGGCCUCGCCGGUAGGGCGCUCUCUUCUGCGGAUCUGCUGGCCAGAAUUAGAGGAACCCAGGAGGAAGCCGCUCGGGAGGGGUUCCGGAACCAGUCGCCGCCGCCAUCGUCGUCGUCUCGUCGGAGCCCGGCGGGGUCGAGUUCCUCCGGUGGGGUGCCAGCGGAGGUGCUGAUCCGGCGGCUCUGCUCGUUUUUGCAGGAGCGGGGAGGCAGCGCCGGCUCAGGCUCCAUCGUGGAGCACUUCAAGGAGAGGGUACCCCCCGGGGACCUGCCCCUCUUCAGAAGCCUCCUCAAGGAGAUCGCCGUCUUGGACAAGGCCGAGGGCGGCGCGGCCUUGUGGGUUCUCAAGCCCGAGUAUCGCUAG
Messenger RNA from Spirodela intermedia, 4814 nucleotides. NCBI's taxonomy places the organism in Eukaryota, Viridiplantae, Streptophyta, Magnoliopsida, Alismatales, Araceae. The record is from the annotation of a GenBank genome assembly.